This is a messenger RNA of Jaculus jaculus (lesser Egyptian jerboa), 951 nucleotides long. Its product is annotated as putative olfactory receptor 52P1. Gene Ontology annotation, biological process: G protein-coupled receptor signaling pathway. The record is from RefSeq and is a predicted model, not a curated record. The transcript has a single exon. NCBI's taxonomy places the organism in Eukaryota, Metazoa, Chordata, Mammalia, Rodentia, Dipodidae. Gene Ontology annotation, cellular component: membrane. Bases 1 to 951 code for a protein of 316 amino acids. Gene Ontology annotation, molecular function: G protein-coupled receptor activity; olfactory receptor activity.
AUGGCAGACAAUGUGACCCACCACCGCAUUACAUCUUUCUUCCUCGUUGGUGUUCCUGAAUUAGAAAAUUUUCACUGCUGGAUUGGCAUCCCUGUCUGGCUCCUGUUUAUGCUGACUCUGCUGGGAAACAGCAUCAUCAUUGCUACCAUUAAACUAGAACCAAGCCUCCACCAUCCCAUGUAUUUCUUCCUUUGCAUGCUGGCAAUGAACGACAUGUGUCUUACAUCUUCUGCAGCCAUCAAGAUGCUUGGCAUCUUCUGGUUUAAUGCUCACUGGAUUGACUUUGAUGUCUGCCUGACACAAAUGUAUUUCAUCCACACACUUUGUAUUGUCGAGUCAGCCCUCCUGGUGGCCAUGGCAUUUGAUCGCUACGUGGCUGUAUGCAUCCCACUGCAUUAUUCAACCAUUCUUAAAACAUCCUUGGUGAUUAAGUUAGGUAUGGCUGGCAUGACCCGAGCCAUCCUUAUGGUUUUACCAUGUCCUCUUCUAAUUAAUAGGCUGCCGUACUACACAAAAUACAUCAUCAAUCAUGCCUAUUGUGAGCACAUGGCUGUGGUGAAGUUAGCCGAUGCCAACACACUCAUUAACAGAGCUUACGGGAUCUCAGUGGCCCUUUCUGUGUCAGUAUUGGACCUAUGUCUCAUCGGCUUGUCCUAUAUGAAAAUCCUCCAGGCAGUCUUCCGGCUCUCUUCCCAGAAUGCUCGCUCUAAAGCGCUGGGUACCUGUGUUGCACAUGUGUGCACAAUUCUGGCUUUCUACACUCCUGCACUGUUUAGCUUCCUUACUCACCGCUUUGGACAACAGGUAUCUUCAAGUGUCCAUAUAAUUUUGGCAAGUGUGUACCUUCUCCUGCCCCCCACAGCCAAUCCCUUGGUGUAUGGUAUCAAAACCAAGCAGAUUCGUGACCGUGUGUUGGGUCUCUUCUUCCCAAACAAGAAAUCUGAAUUCUAA